Messenger RNA from Austrofundulus limnaeus, 550 nucleotides. Its product is annotated as histone H2A.Z-specific chaperone CHZ1. The record is from RefSeq and is a predicted model, not a curated record. Lineage: Eukaryota; Metazoa; Chordata; Actinopteri; Cyprinodontiformes; Rivulidae.
UCCACAAAAGAGGCAACGACUCCUCUCCAAGACCCACCAGUGUCCGGGCGGGUAAACUGGGGGAGGAGCCACAAAGGACAAGAUGGCGUCCCUGGGUGGGCGUGGCCUAAGUUAGGACCGCCCCCUGAAAAGGAAGUUGGGCCCAAGAGGUGGCCCAACUUGCCUAUAAGAGCAGAAAGUGUGAAUCAACUGCUCUGUGUGCUAAAAGAGAGCCACCAGCACACGUCCCUCACGACACCACUCGGGGAGUGGUAGAGGGAAAGGACCCUGAGGCAAGAGCUGCUGUAAUGAGCACAGCAGGCUCAGGGUAAGUAGCCACAACUGUCGAGAUCCCAUCCCUGACCUGUAACGCGAACAGAAGGCCUUGGGGAUCGACAACUCCAAUCAAGACAAAGAAAGGCAUAAUGGCCGAUGCAGCCAUGCCUAGAGAUGACGAGAGAGCGGGGACCUCACAAGACAUGGCCCCCAACCCAGAACCAAAACAACUCCCGCCAUGCAUAAUUAUGUUUUAUGGCAGAGGGACCACAGACUGGCACCCUGAUGCUAAGGC